Penaeus monodon (black tiger shrimp) is the source of this 680-nucleotide messenger RNA. RefSeq names its product ERI1 exoribonuclease 3-like. Gene Ontology annotation, molecular function: nucleic acid binding; 3'-5'-RNA exonuclease activity. Bases 75 to 665 code for a protein of 196 amino acids. The record is from RefSeq and is a predicted model, not a curated record. Gene Ontology annotation, biological process: exonucleolytic trimming to generate mature 3'-end of 5.8S rRNA from tricistronic rRNA transcript (SSU-rRNA, 5.8S rRNA, LSU-rRNA). Lineage: Eukaryota; Metazoa; Arthropoda; Malacostraca; Decapoda; Penaeidae. The transcript is spliced from 5 exons.
UAUUCGCAAGUAAAAGGCACGGAAAUUUAUUUCGCCCAGAAUUAUUCCUAUCCCAUGGUGGAGUGGGGCUCCCAAUGAGCACGAUUUUGUUGAAGAGUCGGCUUAGAGGAGAAAAAGUUGUAUGUUGGCAAAGGCUAUGCAAAAGGCAGUUGGCAACCUCCUCCAGGGUGCCACCGCGACUCUUUAAUUCACACUUGCUGCAAAGGGAAUCCCCCAAGAUGACGAAUAGGAUUCCCCAAGACUUUGAUUACUUUCUUGUUUUAGACUUUGAGGCAACAUGUGACCAGGAUAAAUUAAUUCAGCCACAGGAAAUAAUUGAGUUCCCAGUGUUGAAAAUAAAUGCAAGCUCAUUUGAAACAGAAUCAAUUUUCCAUGAGUUUAUAAAACCCUUUCACAACCCAAAGCUGACAGACUUUUGCAUAAGACUAACGACUAUUUCACAAGCUGAGGUGGACAAUGGCAAGCCAUUUCGCACAGUGAUGCACUUGUUUGACACUUGGAUCAAGGAGGAAGUUGGUCUAGACAAAAACUUCCUCUUUGUCACAUGUGGAGACUGGGACCUUAAGACUAUGUUGCCAAGCCAGUGCCAGAAAGAGAACAUCCAGGUACCUAAUUAUUGCAAGAAGUGGCAUAAUAUUAAAAAGGUACUGUGUAAUUUUUUUUGAGUGGUCCAGUAUUUU